AUGGCGCAGAACCUGAAGGACCUGGCAGGGCGGCUGCCCGCCGGGCCGCGAGGCGUGGGCACUGCCCUUAAGCUGCUGCUGGGCGCCGGCGCCCUGGCCUAUGGCGUCCGCGAAUCUGUCUUCAUCGUGGAAGGUGGCCAGCGGGCCAUCUUCUUCAACCGCAUUGGCGGCGUCCAGCAGGACACCAUCCUCGCCGAAGGGCUACACUUCAGGAUCCCCUGGUUCCAGUAUCCCAUAAUCUACGACAUUCGAGCCAGGCCGCGGAAAAUCUCCUCCCCCACCGGCUCCAAAGACUUACAGAUGGUGAACAUUUCGCUGCGUGUGCUCACACGCCCCAACGCUGCGGAGCUGCCCAGCAUGUACCAGCGCCUGGGCCUGGAUUAUGAGGAGCGUGUGCUGCCCUCCAUUGUUAAUGAAGUACUCAAGAGCGUGGUGGCCAAGUUUAACGCAUCGCAGCUCAUCACCCAGAGAGCCCAGGUGUCUCUGCUCAUCAGGCGGGAGCUGACGGAGCGAGCCAAGGACUUCAGCCUUAUCCUGGACGACGUGGCCAUCACUGAGCUGAGCUUCAGCCGUGAAUACACAGCAGCUGUGGAGGCCAAGCAAGUGGCCCAGCAGGAAGCACAGCGUGCACAGUUUCUGGUUGAGAAGGCCAAGCAGGAACAGAAGCAGAAGAUUGUUCAGGCUGAAGGGGAAGCCACAGCUGCCAAGAUGCUCGGUGAGGCUCUCAGCAGGAAUCCAGGCUACAUCAAGCUGCGCAAGAUCCGAGCUGCUCAAAACAUCUCCAAAACGAUUGCUGGCUCUCAGAACCGUGUGUACCUCACAGCAGACAACUUGGUACUGAACCUGCAGGAUGAGGGCUUCACCAGAGGAAGUGACAGUCUGCUGCUCAAACAAGGAAAGAAAUGAACAAAGUUAAAGCUUCCUGGAACUGGCAGCGCUGCCCAGCAGAGGAUCUGAGUGAGGAGCUUUGACCUCCCUCCUUUAGCAUUGUUUGCCCUGACCCUGAAGUUGCUAAUCCAGUAGCCAGAUUGAGUUCCCAUGCCUCUGCUCUGUGGUGACCCAGUUCUGGGGCUGGGCUCUGCCUCGAGGCCACUGUAAAUCCUUCUUCACUCCACCAGUUGCAUUUGUGGAGGUGGGGAGGGGGCUUACUGAUACUAACCCCAUGGCUAGAGUAAUGAAUUCAUUAAUUUUACAUUUCUCUAGGGUCAAAUCAGAAUUCUUUUGGGCCAACUGAGGGAGUUCUGCUGCCAUCAGUACCAGCCUCCUUUUUUUUCUAGUAAAUUUUGUUUCUCUUUCACUCUUGAUCCCAAAAGAAGCUGGGACUGACUUCAGGGCAAUGUCAUUCAGUGGGUGCCUGCUGCUGCUGGAACAUCUUUGUGUCACUGUCUGCUCAGUGAUUCUUUCAAACAUUUGUAAAAUUAAACCCCACCAACUUU
This is a messenger RNA of Indicator indicator, 1436 nucleotides long. RefSeq names its product prohibitin 2 (gene PHB2). Gene Ontology annotation, biological process: mitochondrion organization. The transcript has 10 exons. NCBI's taxonomy places the organism in Eukaryota, Metazoa, Chordata, Aves, Piciformes, Indicatoridae. The coding region runs from base 1 to 906 and encodes 301 amino acids. Gene Ontology annotation, cellular component: membrane; mitochondrion. The record is from RefSeq and is a predicted model, not a curated record.